This is a messenger RNA of Gamsiella multidivaricata, 780 nucleotides long. RefSeq lists its product as uncharacterized. Bases 1 to 780 code for a protein of 259 amino acids. The record is from RefSeq and is a predicted model, not a curated record. Lineage: Eukaryota; Fungi; Mortierellomycota; Mortierellomycetes; Mortierellales; Mortierellaceae. The transcript has a single exon.
AUGCCACGCUUUAAAGCUGGCGGUGACCCCAGAACGUUCCUGGAUAAUGUGAAAUCUAAAGUCAGCACUUAUGUUGGUGAUGAUGUCUUUGCGCAGACAUGUGCACGCUAUCUCUUGUACUUGACUUCGAGUGACUAUCACAGACAGGCUCUCGAAGAAGAAUUCAAGAAGAGAGCCAAAGAGACACUGACUUGGGAUAGCUGUGAGGCUAUCUUUCUCCAAAUCGCGCUGACAGAACAAGAGCGCAUUAAUCAAAUGAUGGACCUGGUGAAAUCAGGCAGAAAAAAGGAUGAGUCUUAUCGUCAAUUCGCUAUGCGCAUCUCUCGCGAUAUCAGGGUUUAUGGGAUUAAGAAUGACAAUGAAGUUGUUCUUUCUCUCUUGUGCGGUUCGGUUACGCCCGGCACGCUCAACCUGAUGAUCAUGCGAUUGGCCAUGGAUAAUAAAGAUGCGACGAGAUUUACAUCAAUCAAUGCUUUUAUAAAAAUACUCAGCAUCCUCGUGGGUCCCAAUCAACCCCAUGACAGAAUCAAGACUGACUCUUCUGAUGCAGGUCCGUUCCGAAACAAUAGAAAUGGCUCGGCGAGACGGUUCACGCCAAAGGGUCACAGACCCACGCAAAAAGGAACGCCGCAAUCCUCGGCGUCUCCCAUUGCCACGUCUCGUCACCAAUCUUCCCAGUCCAUGCCUCUGUACCAGUGCCACAAAUGCGGUCCCAAUUAUUCGCAUAACACGGAUGGGCACCUCGAGUGCGAGAACUGCCAUCGUCGUGGUGUGGUGUAG